Messenger RNA from Sitodiplosis mosellana (orange wheat blossom midge), 1938 nucleotides. Its product is annotated as aldehyde dehydrogenase 1A1-like. Gene Ontology annotation, molecular function: aldehyde dehydrogenase (NAD+) activity. Lineage: Eukaryota; Metazoa; Arthropoda; Insecta; Diptera; Cecidomyiidae. The transcript has 12 exons. The record is from RefSeq and is a predicted model, not a curated record. The coding region runs from base 259 to 1746 and encodes 495 amino acids.
CUUUCGUAACAAUCACAAUUGGAUCAUUACAAUAUGACUGAAUGAAUUGCUUAUUUUCGAAUCUGGCUUUAGAGACUCUUUUGUACAAUGCAAUAAAUAACAAUGGAAAAAAUCGUAGUUCAAUUGUUCGGGCACUUGAAAAUCGUUCGCAUCGACAAAAAAGUGCAUGUUUGUUUUUUAUUCAUUUUGGUUAGAUUAGCGUCCAUUCCAUUCCAGGUGAUAAGAUAAAGCGUUAAAUUCGAUUGGAUUUGGUUUGAAAUGUUUCAAUUGACAAUAAUGGCAAACCCAAAUCAAGAAAUUAUUUACAAAAAGCUUUUCAUCAACAAUGAAUUUGUGGAUGCGCAAUCGGGCAAAACGUUUGUAACUUUGAAUCCUCAAACUGGAAAGCCGUUGGCAGAGGUCGCUGAAGCCGACAAGGCUGACGUUGAUUUGGCUGUAAAGGCAGCGAAGAAGGCAUUCGAACGGGGUUCAGCAUGGAGAGAUAUGGAUGCAUCGCAACGAGGACGGCUCAUCAACAAGUUAGCAGAUUUGAUUGAGCAGCAUAAAAGCGCAUUGGCCAAUUUGGAAGUGCUUGAUAAUGGAAAACCGUUUGCCGAAGCCGAUUUUGACAUUCAAUGCGCUAUCGACACGUUCCGCUAUUACGCUGGAUGGUGCGACAAAAUUCAUGGAAAUACAAUUCCAGCUGACGGUGGUAGUUUGGCGAUUACCAGCAAAGAACCAAUCGGUGUCGUCGGACAAAUUAUCCCAUGGAAUUAUCCCACGUUAAUGGUGAGUUGGAAAUGGGCUCCGGCACUUGCAGCCGGCUGUACAAUCGUGCUGAAACCAGCUGAACAAACACCAUUGAGUGCAUUGUAUGCGGCAGCUCUCACAAAACAGGCCGGUUUUCCGAGCGGUGUGAUAAAUGUUGUACCUGGUUUUGGCGAAACUGCUGGCCAUGCACUCGUCAUUCAUCCCGAUGUGCGUAAAGUUGCAUUCACUGGUUCCACGGAGAUUGGUCGUCUGAUUGCCGAAAAUGCAGCCAAAUCAAACUUAAAAAAAGUCUCACUGGAACUUGGAGGCAAGAGUCCAUUGGUUGUCAUGCAGGAUGUUGACUUGGAUGAAGCCGUUGAAAUUGCACACAAUGCAGUCUUUGCUAAUCAUGGUCAAUGCUGCUGUGCCGGUACUCGUACAUUCGUCCAAGAGACCAUCUAUGACGCAUUUGUGGCAAAGUCUGUUGAGCUCACACGCAAACGCAAAGUUGGCAAUCCAUUCGCUGAUGAUACACUGCAAGGUCCACAAAUCGACGCUGAAAGCCAGCAGAAGAUUUUAAAGUACAUUGAAUUGGGCAAUAAGCAAGGUGCCAAAUUGGAGUGCGGUGGAAAUAAAUGGGGAAACGAAGGAUUCUUCGUUGAACCAACCAUUUUCUCAAAUGUAACUGACAACAUGACCAUUGCUCAAGAAGAGAUCUUCGGUCCAGUUCAAUCAGUUAUAAAGUUCAAAACUCUGGAUGAGGUAAUUGAACGUGCCAAUAAAACAUCUUAUGGGCUGGCAGCCGGUAUUUUGACCAAAAAUAUUGAUUGGGCAUUGACAUUUGCUCGUGCUGUUGAAGCUGGUUCUGUAUGGAUCAAUUGCUACGAUGCUGUGACACCACAAACACCGUUCGGUGGCUACAAGCAGUCUGGUCAUGGUCGUGAGCUUGGAGAAGACGGACUUGAACCAUAUACGGAAACAAAAACGAUUUUGGUGAAAUUACCAACCAAAAACUAAAUCCUCUGAUAAAACAAAAAGAAUAUCCACUUUGAGGCUUCUUUAUAUACAAACACCAAAAAUUCUAUGCACAUUAUCUAUUAGCUUAUUCACAUUGAAAUUGAUCAUACUUUAUAGUAGUACUAAUCCUUUUUUGAGAUCAAAUUCUUUUUUUUUCCAAUCAAAAAUAAAUAAAAUGAAAUAUUUACCAAA